AUGGUUAUAUUGAUUGUUAAAGGAGACAAACCAACUACACCAAGAUCCAAUGAUAUUCCUAUUCCUUAUGUAGAAUCCUAUUUUCAUUUGGCAUCUAAUCAAGAUAAAGGGAAUAAAGAAAAUAUUCCCAAGAAAUUUCAAGUGAAAGUCAUGAUAUCAACAAUUGAAGCUCCAGAAAAGAUGAUGAUGAUAAUUCAACAAGGUGCAAUCAGUUGA
Entrophospora candida is the source of this 216-nucleotide messenger RNA. NCBI's taxonomy places the organism in Eukaryota, Fungi, Glomeromycota, Glomeromycetes, Entrophosporales, Entrophosporaceae. The record is from the annotation of a GenBank genome assembly.